Molecule: messenger RNA, 6422 nt
Organism: Acanthaster planci (crown-of-thorns starfish)
Lineage: Eukaryota; Metazoa; Echinodermata; Asteroidea; Valvatida; Acanthasteridae
Gene: hmgcs1
Product: 3-hydroxy-3-methylglutaryl-CoA synthase 1
Biological process (GO): acetyl-CoA metabolic process
Molecular function (GO): hydroxymethylglutaryl-CoA synthase activity
Source: RefSeq, a predicted model, not a curated record
ACGAGUGUCUUGUGUUGGAGAUGUUGCAUGCAGUGAUCACGCGAUCGGACCAUAUAUCGACUUGUCUAAGUGGAGAGAGAGCCGGGCCGACGACUGGACCCGCAUCAUCACUGAACCAUGAACCGUCGACUUUGCACCGGCUGAGUAAACUGGGAGAUUUCUUUCAGAAAGCUGGGUGGUGAUUAUGCUGUCAUUUGUUUUGAGGGUUUCGAGACGGACCGACUGAGUGAGGCUGCAGUGCUGCAGUGGUGGGCGCGGCAUAGGAAUCUUAUAUGUAGCAAUAGGAAGAUCGUGCUUCAGUACAGUGACUGAGUCUGAGUGUGCACGCGGGUUGUAGACCUAAACGUGAUUUUUAACGUACUUCACAUUCCACAUUCGAGUGGGGAGAAAAAGCAAUGCCAAGCCCCAGCGACAUGAGUAAGAAUGCAGACGGGCGCUGGCCGGACAAUGUGGGCAUCAUCGCGGCCGAGAUCUACUUCCCCUCGCAGUACGUGGACCAGACACAGCUGGAGGUAUUCGACGGCAUCCCCGCCGGCAAGUACACAGUGGGGCUGGGCCAGGCCAAGAUGGGCUUCUGCACGGACCGGGAGGACAUCAACUCCCUCUGUCUGACGGUGGUCCAGAACCUGAUGGAACGCAACCAGGUGUCGUACGAAGAGGUAGGCCGCAUGGAGGUCGGCACGGAGACCAUCAUUGACAAGUCCAAGAGCGUCAAGACGGUAUUGAUGCAGCUCUUCCGGGACUCGGGCAACACCAGCGUGGAAGGGAUCGACACCACCAACGCCUGCUAUGGGGGCACGGCGGCACUGUUCAACGCGUUAGCGUGGGUGGAAUCCAGUGCCUGGGAUGGUCGUUAUGCUUUGGUGGUCGCCGGAGACAUUGCGGUUUACGCGACCGGAAAUGCCAGGCCGACCGGAGGUGCUGGUGCCAUCGCGAUGCUGGUGGGACCCAACGCUCCACUGGUUGUUGAGCGAGGACUAAGACACACCCACAUGGAGCACGUGUACGAUUUCUAUAAGCCCGACAUGGCGUCCGAAUACCCCCGGGUAGACGGCAAACUCUCUAUCCAGUGCUACCUGGGGGCGCUAGACAAGUGUUACAAAGGAUACUGUGCCAAGGCCGAAGCUCUUAUGCAGAAAGAGGGCGACGCCAGCCGCUGCAGUUUAGACAAGUUUGAUGCCGUGUGCUUCCACAGUCCGUUCUGUAAGCUCGUCCAGAAGUCCCUGGCCCGCCUGGUGCUGAAUGACUUCCUGCGGGAUCCCAACCCCAGUACAGAAGAGGGGGGGCGCUACGCCGGCCUCAACGGUUACAAGGACCUGAAGUUGGAAGAGACAUUCAUGGAUCGGGACGUUGAGAAGGCCUUCAUGACUUGCAGCAAAGACAUCUUUGCCGCCAAGACCAAGCCCUCCCUCCUCAUCGCGAACCAAGUGGGUAACAUGUACACCCCCUCACUGUACGGUGGACUGAUCUCGUGCUUAGCAAGUCUUCCCCUGGAGGAGCUGCCGGGCAAGAGGAUAGGCCUGUUCUCUUACGGCUCGGGCCUGGCCGCCUCCCUCUUCUCGGUCCGCAUCUGCGGGGACACAGCCCCCGGCUCGCCCCUGUGGAAGCUGCGGGCCAGUCUGGAUGACCUGCGCUUCCGGUUGGACUCUCGGAAGUGCGUGGAGCCGGCUGUGUUUGCCGAUGCCAUGCAGCUGCGGGAGAACACCCACCAUCUGGCCAAGUAUGCACCGGUGGGCUCCGUUGACGACCUCUUCCCCGGCACCUGGUACCUGACGUACGUCGACGAGAUGCACAGGAGGAAGUACUCCCGCAAGCCACUGUCGGACCUCCCCUCACCACGGGUCGACUCCGCCCCUGUGUCUUCCCCCAUAGAUACCUUGAAGUCCGCUGUUACUCCUCAAAAGAGAAUGGAAGAGGCCAAUUCCAGCACGGCAGUCUCCAAUUAGAGGCGAGGCACCAGAAAGGGAGAUGUUUGCCAACGUUGUCAGUUAUUGAAAUGUGUCACUAGACCGGCAGGUCAAGAGGGGAAGCUAUUGUUGGAAACCAGGCACUGUUGGGGCCAUAUCGUGGCAAUAUUGCCCCACCCACAUCGUACCGGUAAUUGCAUCUAGACAAAGUCAGUGACCAUGGUGACUCUAUGGAUGAUCAUUUGCUCAGGCAUGCAACUUUUGCUCAGAUUGAUCCAAUUUUUGUUUUUCCCUUUACACUCGCGCCAUUGAUAUCUGAAAACCACCCUACAAAGUCUUGUCAAGAUUGGAAUUGCCUCAUUUUUUAAAAUCAAAGUCCAAGUUGCAUGCCUGUUUGCAUCCCCCAUGGCGAAAUGCACUGUGAUAACUAUCGUACAGAGCCGUGACAGUUGCCGUGUACAAAACCCAACACAGUGCUUUUACGCCAUUAAAGGGGCCAUCUGAAAUGUCCAGUGAUACAUUGCUAGAUCCGUCUGUACGUGAGGGCUUGGGAAUAGCGCCUCAUAAAAAUGAGUGUGCUAAUGUUAUGAAACAUGGUCGACUUAGCUCAGAAGAUUACCAUUUAGAGAGCGCUCGUUUUGUUGAGACUCAAUCUGAAACCAUCUGGUGAUCUCUGUCGCAGGCCGUCAUCGAUGUAGGGGGAAAACCCAUCCAAGUGAUAAACAUACAGGCCCCAUAAAUCCUUUUUGAAAUUUGACGGUGCUGUGGGUGGCCAAGGCUUGUCAAGCAUUUGGUCUUGGGCUUUUGUUUGUUUGUUUUUUUCCCACCGCCAUAUUGUUGCGGUUUAUCAUCCCUACUCAUCAAAAUCGCUUGUUUUAAACACUGCCUUCCAGUAAUAUCGCCCUCUCUUGACUACUUGGGGACAACAUUUCUUCUUGUUUUUUACAUAAAUGUAUUGGAAUGUAUUCAAGUUGUAUAACUUGUGUUAUUAUGAAAUCCAAGAUAAUUUUUAAACAGGGCACAUCAUGCUCCACCUGAAAAAACGAUGUUGGUCCAUCGUACAAUGUGCGUGGAAACACAAGAUCUUGUAUCAAUCGGUCAGUGCUACUUGAGGGCAAAAGCAGACCUGAUCCCACCACAUGACACUUGAGCAAUUUGUUCAUUUCUUUGACAAGUAAAUUCUGCCUAAGAGAGUAUAUGCAGUGUCGGGUGAUUUGUUAAAUCACUCGGGUUGACAUCCUAAUGAGUACUGCUGUUACACGGGUAAAAGUGUCAAACAAAUUCUCAUUGAUUUCCAGUGAAAAGGAUUUGUUCAUGGGCUUGUUAGCUUUGUGGACUCAAGACUCAUUUUGUUGGGCUGAGCUGGGCUAUGCUUUGAGAUUUCACCUGAAGUGAUCCGUCAUCUGGAGAUGUAUUCCAGUAUUAAACAGAACCCGAAGACUCAAGUGGGGAGCCACCUUGAGCAUGACGGUUUAGGACCAAAAGGUUGCACUCUGACCGAUUGAAAAUAACUUCGUGCGUAUCUAGAAGUCAGUGGUGCAUAAUUAGGCUGUGAAAGAUGUUAUGUCCACAGUGAAUUGAAUAGUGACAUGCUAGUUAUAUGUGUUAAGUGGGUUCUGUAUAUGAACGAGAAGGAGCGUUUCGCCAUGCAGCAAUCCGUCGAGGGCAGUGCUGAGCAUGUAUAAGAAGCUGGACAUUUAUUUGCUCAUGUUAAGUAUAUAGCAGUGUUAUGGGGGAUGAGUGGUUCAUGUAGUGUCUCCAAAGUUGGAAUACCUUACAACGUUUCGAUGAGAACAUUGUUGAUUCCGUUCUUGAACACCUGCUCUUCUGAAUGGAGUAGUUUGGGAACUAGGCCUGUUCCCAAAGGGGAACCGUGGUCGAUGUCUGUGCACACUUCACUCAUUCCAUUUGAGAACAUGACGGGAACACAGCAAGUUUCCAAAUGGUACUCAGUGUUCCCCGAAAGGAGCAUUCCUGUUCACCGGGGUGCAUUGCAACUUCCGAGGUAUCCCCGAGGUGUCUGGCAUGUGUUUGCCUUGGCCCCAGGGAUGAUAUUGCACCAGUGAUGUGUACUCCAGUGUUGCCUUUCAGUGUAACCACAAUAGGAGGGGGGGGGGCUACAUGCUUGGGCACGGAGCCAACAAACACGCAUUAAUUCUACAAGUAGCUGCAACAAGAUGCUCCAGGCGAUGCAGAGCGCCACCAGGAGGUUGCCAGGACAGGCUUUUUCCCAGGGCAUAAUGGGCUAACUGCUCUGUGCUCAAAACACUUACAUUUUUUUUCCCGAAUUUUUGUUUAGCUUGGUUGAAUUCGAAAUUGCUCAUCGUGAACUGAUGUUAGUAAAAAUGAAGGUGUUUGUGUGAUGCGGGGAACGACUCAAUCAAACAUCCCCAAAGUACGUACAGAGUGCUCUUAAUCGCGGCAGCCCGUCUGCGCAAACUGUUGGUGGUACACUGUAUUGUGAAUUGCCCGUGUUGCACUUGUGAAUGUCCUGAAAUACCUAAAAGAAUUUAAAUGGUUUCACCAUUGCUGCUAAAUGGUAAAACAAUCGUAGAAGUGGCAGUACUGACUAUAUGUGUUUUCAACCUCUGGCUGUGAUCCCUAAGCUGUAGCGGAAAAAAAAGUUGUGCACUGUAUUUAGUUACUACUAAAAAAGUCAGUGGCUCCAAAAAUGGGUGAUUAGCUGAAAUGUUUGCUUUCCUGUAAAACUUUGCAAGGGGGAAACUUGGAAUUGUAAAGUGGGGAGCAAACCCUCUCCACUUAUCGCUUCCAACAAUGAUGGCAUUUUUUUUUUUCAUUGAGCAGGAAAUUCCAACAGAGAUUCUGCAUGGCGGCCAUUUUUCUGGUAAGAACUCUUGUUCCGCAGGGAUCCACAUGAGUAGACCUUCUGUACUAUCCCUCUGCAACAAAAGCCAUCGCCGGAGAGAUUGCUGCCAUGCUGAACCUGUCUAGGUGUUAUUCACAGGGAUGCUAUUUUCGGUCUUGUUCCCUGAAUCUAUCAUAUUCAGUGUAAUCUGUUAUGGGGUGGUGCCAGAGUGGUUUUGGUUGUGAGCCUCGCUUUCAGUUUCUUUUCUUUUUUGUGUGGCGUAAAAUGUUCAUAUAUAAUUAACUUACCACAAAUUUUAAAUUGUCCUGAAGGUAAACUGGCAUGACUUUGUUAUGGAGUUUAUUUUGUUACUGUUAUUUUUUACUCUCAGGUACCCUAAAUGAAAAGUUAACCUCACUUUCAAUUCAAGAUGGCCGACACAUGAAAUGCAGUAUAGUGCAAUUGUAUUGAAGUUGAGGAAGAAUCAAAAUCCAACAGGGCCACUUGGAACUCAUCGAUUGCCAGCCUUUUUGUUGAGUGGAGAGCUGGGGCUUGAUUGGAAGGGUUCGAAGGUCAUAUGUAUCAGUCCGUCCUGGUGCCCCCAGGUUCCCCCCACUUAAAACAAAAACAAAAAAAAAACCAGACAAAUGAAUAUUGAACAAGGAUAACAAAACCUUGCCCCCAAAAUACACCACUGAUAGCUGGUGCCCCCGUAACUGAGAUGCUGGUGCCCCCUUGCACCCCCCCACUAGUAAAAUCCUAGCUACGCCCGCCAUUGCUCUGAUGUUAGGCAGAGCGGUUUAUUAAGAGAGAGUUGCGACAUGGGUGUCUCAAUUAUUGGAGUCAAAAUGGUGGAUUAUGUGUCAGUGCAGAUGGACAGCACACGAAAGCUGUGUGCUAUACUGCGCACACACUGAACAGCCAUUUUGGUUCCAAUAUGUGAAGUUGGCGCUAUUCUCCCGAUGUACAGCUCUGACAUUAAAUCUUCGAUGGCGCCCCCGCCGAGGCGCUUCUGUGUUUUCUGUGGCCGUGCACUUUGACUGCUUAACCACUCCAGUGCAAUCCUUCUGUAUCAUUCAGUUAUAACCGAGGAAGAAAUUCAACUGAAAUUUCAAAAUCCUAGACGACAAAACUGCCUGACUUUUUAAAAUUUUGUACACGGGAUUACCAAAGCAUUCUUCAUAUUCGGGAACAAAUGAAAUUCCUUAGGAAUUCCAUUUCUUUUUGGCAUGAAUAAGUUUUGUAACCACUUGUUUAUUUAAAGUCUUGAGACGUAAUUUGCCUAACAUUCCAGCAUGGAAGGAACGUGAUUCCUCUCUUGAACACACAGUUAUGUGACAGUUGUUAGCACAUCUAUGCACAAAAGUGAAUGCGGUUUUAAUUUGUACAUUAUUUUUAAACACACUUUUAAGACUUAAUUAAAUAUGCACAGAAAUAAAUGUAACCAUUAAACCUAUAUCAAGAGGCAUUACGGGGAUACAAAGCACUAACUGUUUGUGAUUAAGGACUUGGCAACAAAAAGAUCCGAACCUUUGUGUUUAGAAAAAAAAUUACAUACACCUAAAUAAAUGACCAUUAAACUUAUAUCUGGAGACAUUAGAAGGGUACAACACGUUAACUUUUGGUGAUAAAGGACCCCCCCACCUAACCCUCCAUGUUUGGAAAAGAGAUGAUUUUUUAAUAAAAAAGAUUGUGAGAAGUUUCAACUA